Molecule: messenger RNA, 852 nt
Organism: Pristis pectinata (smalltooth sawfish)
Lineage: Eukaryota; Metazoa; Chordata; Chondrichthyes; Rhinopristiformes; Pristidae
Product: brain acid soluble protein 1-like
Exons: 1
Coding region: 1-852 (283 amino acids)
Source: RefSeq, a predicted model, not a curated record
AUGGAGGUCCAGAGGGAGAAAUGGGACCGGAGCUGGAGGAUCCGGCGGAGGAGGAGAAACCGAGAGAAGGGCUGCAAGGUCCGCGGCAGGAAGAGGCACCUGACCAGCCGGCGGGAGAAGGAGAAGCACCGCCGGGGCGGGAGGAAGAGGGAGGCCACCGAGGGGCAGUCGGGCAGCGAGGACCUGGCGGGGGAGCUGCAGCCCGGGGAGGAGAGGGCGGGGACGGACAAGCAAGGAGAGGGGGAGCGCCGGGAGCCUGACCCGGAGAGCCUGGAGGAUCAGCGGGGGCCGAAGCAGAGAGAGCCGGGGGCCGUCGACUCGCCGGGCCCAGAGGGUGAGGGGCCCAGGGGCCCCAGCUCAACGGCCCGGGAGGAGCGCGCGGCCGCCGAGGAGAAGGUGAUGGAGGGGGAGCAGCCGAGGAGGAGCCCAGGAGCGGAGGAGCCUGAGCAGCAGGAGGACCCAGCCCCAGCCGGGCCGCCGGGAGCCGAGCUGGAGAACAGCGGGGAGGAGGAGGACCAGGCUGUCGCCGAGCUUGGUGGCGUGAAGGGCGGGCAAGCGGCGGCAGAGGAGCCGGGGAGUCCGAUGGGCCGAGCGGGGGAGCGAGGAGAAGAACUGGGCCGGCAGGAGCAGCGAGGGGCAGAAGGGCCGGAGCUGGAAGAAGAGGGACGAGAGGCACCGAGUCUGAAGGAGCAAGAAGCGGAGGGGGGUAGAGAGGAGGCGGAAGUUUCAGAGGGCCAGGAGGGAGCUGGAGACGCACUGAUGGGAGAACAACCGGAGAUUCCGGGGGAAAUAGAACUACACCAAAGUGGAGCUGAAAAACUUAACAGCAAGACCCAGUUAAAUCAGGACUGA